Molecule: messenger RNA, 2446 nt
Organism: Gorilla gorilla gorilla (western lowland gorilla)
Lineage: Eukaryota; Metazoa; Chordata; Mammalia; Primates; Hominidae
Gene: FA2H
Product: fatty acid 2-hydroxylase
Exons: 7
Coding region: 5-1192 (395 amino acids)
Biological process (GO): fatty acid metabolic process; lipid biosynthetic process
Cellular component (GO): endoplasmic reticulum; membrane
Molecular function (GO): fatty acid 2-hydroxylase activity; heme binding; iron ion binding
Source: RefSeq, a predicted model, not a curated record
CGGGAUGUUAGAGGCGCUCAGGGUGGCAGCAGAGCAGACGCCGGGCUGCCGCUGGGAGCUGCGGUCUCCGGCCAUGGCCCCCGCUCCGCCCCCCGCCGCCUCCUUCUCGCCCUCCGAGGUCCAGCGGCGCCUGGCGGCCGGCGCGUGCUGGGUCCGCCGCGGGGCCCGCCUCUACGACCUCUCCAGCUUCGUGCGGCACCACCCGGGGGGCGAGCAGCUGCUGCGGGCCAGGGCGGGCCAGGACAUCAGCGCCGACCUGGACGGGCCGCCGCACAGGCACUCGGCCAACGCGCGCCGCUGGUUGGAGCAGUACUACGUGGGAGAGCUCCGCGGGGAGCAGCAGGGCUCCGUGGAGAACGAGGCUGUAGCCCUUGAGGAAACUCAGAAGACAGAUCCUGCUAUGGAACCACGGUUCAAAGUGGUGGAUUGGGACAAGGACCUGGUGGACUGGCGAAAGCCUCUCCUGUGGCAGGUGGGCCACUUGGGAGAGAAGUACGAUGAGUGGGUUCACCAGCCGGUGACCAGGCCCAUCCGCCUCUUCCACUCAGACCUCAUUGAGGGCCUCUCUAAGACUGUCUGGUACAGUGUCCCCAUCAUCUGGGUGCCCCUGGUGCUGUAUCUCAGCUGGUCCUACUACCGAACCUUUGCCCAGGGCAACGUCCGACUCUUCACGUCAUUUACAACAGAGUACACGGUGGCAGUGCCCAAGUCCAUGUUCCCCGGGCUCUUCAUGCUGGGGACAUUCCUCUGGAGCCUCAUCGAGUACCUCAUCCACCGCUUCCUGUUCCACAUGAAGCCCCCCAGUGACAGCUAUUACCUCAUCAUGCUGCACUUCGUCAUGCAUGGCCAGCACCACAAGGCACCCUUCGACGGCUCCCGCCUGGUCUUCCCCCCUGUGCCAGCCUCCCUGGUGAUCGGCGUCUUCUACUUGUGCAUGCAGCUCAUCCUGCCCGAGGCAGUGGGGGGCACUGUGUUUGCGGGGGGCCUCCUGGGCUACGUCCUCUACGACAUGACCCAUUACUACCUGCACUUCGGCUCGCCGCACAAGGGCUCCUACCUGUACAGCCUGAAGGCCCACCACGUCAAGCACCACUUUGCACAUCAGAAGUCAGGAUUUGGUAUCAGCACUAAAUUGUGGGAUUACUGUUUCCACACCCUCACUCCAGAGAAACCCCACCUGAAGACACAGUGACAACUCCCACCCCCUCCGUCCUGCCCUCAGCCCGGCCCUGGCCCCUUCCCGACCCCCACCCGCCAUCCAGACCCCAUUAAGAAGGUUGGCUUGGCCAGGCAGGAUGGGCUGUGUCCGGCCCUGCAGCCUAGUGGAAGGUGCUGAGGGGGCCCUGAGGCAGGACCGCCCUCCUCACCCCUGGUAGGAGGGUCACAUCCACUUGGUGGCCAGGUGGCCCUUGGUGACCCACUUCUUCCUGGAGCGUCCCUGCCUAGAGCUCAGCCCACAGGACUGCUUCAGGACCUGGCCACAGGUAGCAGCCGCAAGGGGAAAUGAAGAAAACUGACCCCUCGUGGCCACCUGUGUCACCCUUGUGCCUUAGCCUCGUGGGCUGCCUAGGAGCUGCCUGCACGGCACAGCUCCGCAUUCACAGUCAGAAGUGGGUCUGUGGGACCUGUGGUCCCUGUCCUCCCUGCUGUCCCUUCUGGGGAGGCUUUGGUGGCUCUGAGGUGGACAAAGAGCUCUCACAAGAAGAGACAGAGUGAUGCCUCCCACAGUCCACCCCAGACCCUGGGGCAGCCCCUCUGGCCCUGCCAGCUGCCUGCGUCAUUGGGCCCAGGGUGGCUGGCAGGAGUCCCAGCUGCUUGCUUUAGGACCUGGCAGCUUUUCUCGCCGUCCCUCCCCUGCCUCCAGAAUCACAGCCCUUCUCCCCAAGGGAGGCUGAGGAGGCUUCUCCACCGGUGGCAGCCCCACCCCAUCCCCAGCCAUUCUUGGCCUCCACCCCAUCCCCAGCCAUUCUUGGCCUCCACCCCGCUCAGCCCCCAACUCGGGCCCUCCCAGAAGGAGCCACCUCUCAGUGCCUCACCUCCCCCUGCCUCCCAGCCUCCGCAGAUGAGGUUCCUGCCCCUUCCUCCUCGUAACCAAAACCCUCACUGCUCCCAGGACGGUCUUAUUUAUAAACCAGAUACAUGUUCUUAGUCUGGUCCCAGACCAAGGAGCUGGUCAGACGGCCCUUUCUAAUCCUACAUGUUGAGCUUAUGUAAAAAAUGUUGUUUCCUCCUGUUUUUGGUUCCUUUCUUACCCACAAACCAUUACUACUUGAAACUUAAAAAACUCGCCGAGUGUAAAGGCUAAAGAGAAGCAGUUUGACGGACCUUGUGAUUUGUACUGUUUGCUGCGGAGCUAUUUAAAGAUUUUGGAAUAAAUAUACAAAACUACGGUUGUGAAAUAAAAACUUAAAUUGUAUAUUUUGAAAAAUAAAACACUGAAAAGAAA